This is a messenger RNA of Physella acuta, 2227 nucleotides long. RefSeq lists its product as uncharacterized. The record is from RefSeq and is a predicted model, not a curated record. Lineage: Eukaryota; Metazoa; Mollusca; Gastropoda; Physidae.
CUAAUCCGUACUUUUACUACGUAAAUACGUAUAAUAUUGUUUAUAUAUUUAAUUACAUCAUUAAACAAUGGUUCGAAUUCUACCGAAAAGUGAAACUAAAACUUUUCGAGUACAAACGGGGGUGUCAACUUAAAAUUGAUCUCUCUAAUAGAAACAGACUUUGAUCUCUCGUCAGUCUGCUUGAUAAAAUGUCCCAUGAUGAUCAUAGUUGGGAAACCUGGGUAGAUUCUGUUCAAUCGUCUCAAGAUGCUGAGAUUGAGUUUAUUCCAAUAGCAAACGAUGACCUUGAUGUUAAUGUUAUUAACGCCGAAUGCAAAAAAUGCGAUGAUCAUCGAAAUUUCGUGCCUUUUAACAAUUUUACGAAAGAUUCUUUGCCAGAGGAUUAUCGAGACGAGGAUGAUCUCUUCCAGCUAAUUAGGGCAUUUGGUGAGUUAACGGUCAGGAUAAAAGUGCACGUGUGCAGUGAGAAGAGACCCAAGUUUACACCGGAAUUUCCAAAAGGUUAUCCUCCAUUCGCAGAUGAAGGUGAAACGUAUGGGACUCCCUUAGCAGAUGAAGGUGAAAUAUAUGGGAAUAAGAAAGUUUAUAAAAAGAGAGAUACUGUUUUGGUGGAUAAUAUUAGUAAAGCUGAUAAAGGGAGUAUAAAAAGUGAUGAAUUGAGUGAUAGACGUAACACGUAUGAUCCGUGGGAAGAUACAUACAAUAAAGAAUCUGAUAUAGAAGCCAUAAAGAGUUGUAGUUUCAAUGAUCAAGGUGAAGAGUAUGAUCAAUGGGAUGAAAAAAUAGUGGCGGAAUCUGAUAAAAAAGCCGUAGAGAGUUGUAAUUCCAAUGAUCAACGUGAAACAACAGUAAUGAAAUCUGAUGAAAGAAUCGUAGUAUGUGAUGAUUUCAAUGAUUCAAUGUUGAGAGAAUCUGCAAGGGAUGAUGGGCAUUUCGAGAAUGAUACGAAAGAUAAGGCCAAUGAACGGUUUAAAGAUUCUAUGGUAAACUCACCUCAGGCGUCUUUUGGUAGUGGGCGUAUACAAGAAGCCCUGUGGUACGACAAGAGAUUUGACCACCCUUGCCCAUGUGAGGAGUGUGGAGCUUGUCCACACUCAAAACGUGAAUGGGGCCUGAUACUAGUGCGUACAGCCACCCAUGUUGUGUUCAACGCCGAAGAAGCGAAGAGUACAACGUGUUUGCUGGGAUACGAGACAAAAGGCUCUAGAUGUGCUGUAAUCAAAGGCUUCGACACGACAGCGGAACCGGAUGUGCCUGGAGACACCUGCGUCUUUGACUGCUACACACACAGUAAAGUUUUGUUUGACAAAAUUGAACAAAUGAUAAAAAGAUAUAAGUGUCUGCAGAAAAAAGUGGCGUCGAAAUUCGAGAAAAAGACGGGCGAUAAAAAGCUUGUUGUGAUUGUCUCCCACCCACACGGCCUGAACAAGCAGGUGACUGUUGGGGAAUGGAGCGAUAAGGGAGUGAAGUGUUACGAGACCUGGUAUCAGUACAACUCAGUUACCUGCCCUGGGAGUAGUGGCGGCCCAGUUUUUAUCCUCAGUAGGCUUGGUCGAUUGUCCAUUCAUCCACACAGCAAAGUCGCAAAGGAUAACAAAAAUUCAAGUGGAUCUGGAUUAGGAUAACACUUUCAGACUAAUAGAGGUUAAGACAAUAAAAUGAGAUAAAUAUACGGAUGUUACCCCCCCCCCUCCUCAUUCCAUCAAUUACCACCUUCCGGAAUCUCCUCCAACCCGCCAUUACUUCCCCGGGGGCAAUUAACCCCCUGCCAAUUACCACCGGGUCAUUAACCUCCGCCUAGUAGGAUGUCCCCCCCCCCUCUCGUUCAACUAUACAAAAUGGAAAUGGAUAGCAAAAUGUGUAGGUGUAGUAUGUAUUCCAAAGAGAUGAAAACUGAAAUACCUAAAAUGUCGCUACUGUGGUUUACUUAUUUGAAAGUAUAUUAUUUAUCUAUUUUUACUGAAAAGAAAAGAGUAGGGUCGCUUCUUAAAUUUUAGUAAAGGUAUUCAAUGCAUAAUUAUAGGGACCCUCACUUUUCUUUUUAGUUAUUAAAAUAGUAGUUCAUUAUUAUAUAUUUACAGCAAAGUUACUAAAACUUUUUUUAUGCAUAUUGCUUUUAACAACUGGUUUUCUUGUUUGGAUUUAAUAGAAUGUAAUCUUUAUACAAUGCUUUUUUUUGUUCAGUGUAUGCAUUAUUAUAUUGUAACUUAAAUUUAUAAUUUUGAGG